Anarrhichthys ocellatus (wolf-eel) is the source of this 3167-nucleotide messenger RNA. It is a transcript of the gene mblac1, whose product is annotated as metallo-beta-lactamase domain containing 1. The transcript has 2 exons. NCBI's taxonomy places the organism in Eukaryota, Metazoa, Chordata, Actinopteri, Perciformes, Anarhichadidae. The coding region runs from base 85 to 741 and encodes 218 amino acids. The record is from RefSeq and is a predicted model, not a curated record.
AGAAGAAGAAGAAGAAGAAGAAGAAGGUGCUCGUUUAUGCUACCCUGAUGCUGAUGUUACAGUUUACAGUCUGUGUCUAGUAUAAUGGGGACAGACAGUAAAGUGGUCUGUGGUGAGUUGAGAACAGUCCCUCUCUCAGAGGUGGACUUCCCCGGUCAGCCGUACUCCGUGUCCGUCCUUAAAGCCGGAUACUGUCUCCCUCAGAGCGACGGGACGUUCAAAGCUAAUGGUACCAUCACCCUCAUAACGGGACCCAGGACUAUCCUGGUGGAUACCGGCGGGCCGUGGGACCGGGAGUUCCUCCUAACGACGCUGAAGAAGAGGAGCCUGGAACCGGGGGACAUUGACGUGGUCGUGGGGACUCACGGACACUCGGACCACAUCGGGAAUCUGAGUCUUUUCCCCACAGCGGUGAUGAUUGUUGGACAUGACAUCAGUGAAGGGCACUCGUACCGCCCCAACAAGCUGGCAGAGGGGCACGCGCACUCUAUUGACGAACACGUGUCCGUCGUCCCCAGUCCGGGCCACACGGGACAAGACGUCAGCGUCCAGGUGUUGGGAACCUCAGCGGGCACAGUGCUUGUUGCCGGGGACUUAUUUGAGUGCUGCUCAGAUGAGGACAGCUGGCGGGAUGUGAGCAUGGACACUGCAGUGCAGGAGGUCAGCCGCCAGGAGGCGCUCCGCACCGCUGAUGUCAUCAUACCGGGACAUGGACUCCCUUUCAGAGUCCUCAGGAACUGAUGAACCCUUUUAUAUCUAGUGAUCAUAUUCUAAAUAUUACAAUACAGUGUACAGAGAAAUCUAUUGUUCAUUGUAUCACUUUGAAAAGUGAGCAUGUUAACACCUUGUUCUUAUACAUGAGACAAUAAGUACUUUUCCAGUUAUUUGAGAAGUCUUCAUAGCUUUAUUUGUUCGUUUCUAUCUCAGAAACAGAGUCAAGUCACUCCGGCCUUAUUGGUGUGAUACUUGCUGACAAAACAAAGAAGCUUGAGGGCGAGGGCUUUGUGAGCCCGUAUUAACAUUCAGGCGAUGAUGACAUGAUUAGAUAGAUUGGUGGUGUUUCAGAUACAUGAGAACGUAUCUGAAGUAAGUUGGCCAGAGGCUCUGAUAGCAAGAUACCAUUUGACAGAUAACAUAAUUAUUAACUUCAGAGAGUUGGAAGACAAUCUCCCCAACACAACGAGAUGAAACAUUGUUCUUAGAGAGCUGCCGUUUCUGUUAACUUCUCAGAGGCGAACACUCCUCAUUUCUUUUCUUAAUUGAUUUUUAUAUAUAGAAAAGAUGAUGAUAUAGUGACAAAGCUCCAAAACUUGUGGCGAGAUAUCAUUUCCCCUACUCAUAAGAUAUAAGUGAAAUAACAUAAAACUUUAUUAGUCUUGAAGGAAAUUAUUGUGCCGGAGAAUGAUCAAAGAUUACAACAGAAGAAUAAGAAAAAUCUAUAAAGUAUAAUGUAAAUAUAUCAAUAAAUAUAUAUGAACAAUAGAGUAAUUAGUAUUUCUGCUUUCACAAAAUUCUCCUUUUAUCAUAAAGUUAUGAAUGGUUAUGUGUCUACAGUGAUACAAUUGUUGUUAUAAAUCAAUAAGAUGUUAUGUAAUGUAAUCUAUUCCCUUCAGCGGUAACACUACGUAAAGAUCACUUCUAGUUCAGAGUAAACCAUGAGUCUGCUCCAUUAGACCCAGCCCUCGUACUGAUGUGACUUACAGCCCUUUUCCACCAGAUUGAGUGCGUAUUUGCAGCUUAAUUCAACAUGGGAAAACUUGACAAAAAUAAACAAUUUUAGUGUUGUUUAAAACCAAAAAAAUUAAAGAUUUAAAACUCUAAAACUAGAGUUGGUGACUGUUGGAACAGAGGAGAGACUAAGAAAGACGGUUUCAUUUCGUGUUUCUGGAGUUUGAAUGAACGAAAAGACGAGUGUGUUCACCCGGGUGUCAUGUUUCCAUCACUGGAGAUCAUAAAUACCUGUGACGUUUGGAACCUUUCCCGCUGAAGACAAAAGCCAGAUGUUUGUGGCUUUGUUGUCCAGUAGGAAAGGGGCCUCACACACACACAUGCUGCCAGUAGAAUGUCAAACGACUUUAUCUCUCACACACCCACACACAGUUCAGUAUACCUUUGCACUGCUGAUCAGUGGGUUGAGUCACAGGACCAGAGUGCUAUCUCUCACGCAACGUCGACACGCGGCUUGAGGGGAGACACUGCAGGUAAAAGCAGAUGUUCAUUCAUUCAUGCACCGGUCAGGUUACAGACUUUGGGCUGUUUUCUUUCCAUAACUUGUGGAAAGAAAACAUCCAAAAUACACAUUUCUCCUGAAUUCCCCAAAAGUUAGCAUUCGAUAAUGCCACAUUUAAACAUAACAUUUUAGAAAACUUGAUAUACAAAAAAAACCAAUUGUCUUAAUAUAAGUAAUUCACUGGGGAAGUUUCACGUAGCUGCUCAUUUUCAAAGAGAGGGAUCUCCCCAUGAAUUUUCCUGUUCUUCCUCCCACAUGCUUAUCAUGACACAAAUGCUCUAUCACCUGAGUGAGUAUGAUGCUGUCGUCAUGCCAAGUGUGUGUCAGAAUACCAUCAGAGUGAUGGUACCAGGCACAGACGGGAGGGAUUUAUACGACAUCACCAUAAAGCGCAGAUGAACUCCGUGACGCCACAUGGUUCUGCUUCUCCAAUAAACGCCCAUAAACCUCCACCGUCACACCGUCCUGUGAUCUGUUGUUCGGCGGUCAUUUGGCUCAACGCUGCGUCGGAUGAAGCGGAACUUUUAGAGAGACAUGAUUUCUAUGUUACUUAAGCACAGUCUGGAGGCUCAACAUGCUCUGUAGUUCACAUUGGGAGGUCCAGGGUUGUAAUGUUUAUGAAUAUUCAUCUUUAUCCAUGAUUAGUUUAACAUUAAUCACCAUUAGACCUUCGAGAAGUUGAUAACCAACAGUGAGGUUGUUAACGUUAGUCUCAACUCCAGGGUCAGUUGAUUAUUAACUUGUUUACUCUUUUAUUUUGUGAAAAAAAGGUUUGCUCAUUACCUUGGAAAUAUGAAUAAAAUACUGUUGACUUAAGGUCUGCUUACUAGUUUUGCAGAGUUUUCAACUGCAUGACAUGGUCUUCAUCAGUGGAGUUGUGGUGGAGAUGGGUUAAGUUUCCAUCGCCCCUCCCAACCAAAGAAGCUUUAGGGCGGGG